UUAGCCUCACAACAAGAAAUACAGUAAGAUUUUUGGAGUUCUGGUCCUAAUCAUCAUAGUUUUGAUGUCUGUUUUGCAGAUGCAUCGAGAGUGAACAAUGAAGACUGGUUUGCCUUUGUGAAUUAUUAUUAAAAUGGUCUCUUACUCUUAUUCAAACUGCCAUAUCGAAAACAUACUAAAACUGUCAAGAUACACUCUGCAAUAAGAUUGUCCACUAAAGCAAUAGCCAAAGUAAAUGAAAUGUUGACAACUAAGAUCAAGUCACAGUGAAGUUGUAAAGGGGUUGGGUUUCAUCCUGCCCUUUCAUUCUUCUCCUACAACAGCUCAUCCUCCAUGCAGACACAAAGUUAUGAGGCACAAGAAGCUGCUCCACAUGCCGCACAGCUCACCAUUGCUUUGAAGCGCAGUUAUUCCAAGAGUUUCCUGUAACAAGGUCAAACUCUAAUGUGAACCAGAAGCUGCUAUUUCUCUCUCUACCUCCUUACUUUGUAGGUUAGUGGAGAGUGUGAAGUCUCGAUAUGUCUCGUCUGUGGAUCUUCCUGCUUCUGUUGGCACACUGGAUCAACAGCCCGGUGCUUUCUGCAAAAGGAGGCAAGAAAAAACACCAAGUGAAGAAUCAAAGUGGCCCUGCAACUCCCAAAGAGGACGUUGGGUCAGAUGGAGCUCCCGAGAGUCCAUCGGAGUCUGACUUCUUGGCUGAUUUUGCCGGGAAACACCGCCUGUGGGUGAUCACCGCACCAUUGCACAGUGACAACUAUCUGCGUAUGAUGGAGAAGCAGAUCCAGGAGUCUGAAGGACUGAACUGUCGCUUGGCAGAGAGAGACACGCUCAUCGUCACUAUUAUUCAGAACGCCAUGAUGGAAGGCAAAAUCCAACGUACGACCUUGCAAGGAGAAGCCACUGUGGAGGUUAUGGACUCUGAAAUGGUAAGUAAACUUCUCCAUUACCUUGAGCUGGAGGACCAUACCUUCUCCAUGCUGAUUCUGAAGAAGAACAUGAGGGUUAGUGAGAGAUUUCCUUACCCGGUUCGCGUUGAGGCCAUUCUUGAGGUCAUCGACCAGCUGCCUGUGCGAAAGUUGGAGAAGGUCGCAAGAAAGGGGUUACCAGUGAAAUGCAAGAUCACAAAGAAGAGGUUAGUGGUGAAGAAACAGGGUUCUGGCAAGCGUAGGACCUUCAGUCCACAGAAGCAUGCGAAUACCACGUCCAUCUUCCUGACACAGAAGACACGUCUUGACAAAAAGGCAACUUUGAGAAACAAAGUACAAGAUAUUUUGAGUGGGCGUUCACGAUUCGUCAUCCGUAAAACGACAGGCAGCUCAGGCAACAGCAAACCAUCAGCUAAAGCAGGUUCAAAAUCCGAAUCUAGUGGAAAUGAGAGGCUGAAGCACGAUGACCAGAAGAAAACUCCAGAUAGUGACAGACACCCAGAGUCAGAAACAGAAGUGAAAAAAGCUUCGGAAGCAGAUAAAACACAUGUUGGGGCAAAAUUACAUUUUGACACCCUCAACGAGGGGUUCAAAGGAGAGCAAACCGUUGACCAUUCAAGCUCCAAAAAGAAAGGCAAAGGAAAGGAUGGCAAGAAGAAAAAGGGGAAAGGAGGGAGGAGGAAGUCACAACGAGAAGCAGAUGAUAAGGAAAAGGCAGCUCUUAAAGAAUUCAUGCAAAACCUCAAAGGGAGAAGAAGACUUCUUGUGAUUUCAUCCCCAAGUGAUGUCUCAAGUCAGUAUAUCAAACAGAGAGAUGAUAAUGAGCUACGUAGCUGCGAGUUUUCCCAAAGAAAGGUCUCAGUGCUGUCCAUCAUGGGUUCAGAACGUAAUCCUACACUACACAUUCAACACUACCAACAAGAUUCCGAGUCUCCACAAGCAUCCCUGCCAGAAAAGUUCAGAAACCCUGAGUUAAUCAGCGAGAUCCGCAGAGAAUAUGGGCUUCUCAAAAACUUCUCAAUGGUGUUGACUGACUAUGACCUGAGGCCUAACCUUAACAGGGUUUUCAACAAGCCAACGGCUCCUUCCGAUUUACUGGAUUACAUUGACAACUUUCCAUCACGUCGGUCUGAGAAGGAAGAGGAGAGAAAACUUCCGUCACCCUGCUCUAAAGCAGAAAUGAACAAUCAAGAGGAGAACUCGCUUCUGAGGUUUAUGUCCAAACGAAGACUUCUAAUCAUCUCAGCACCUACUGUAGAUGACUACUCAUUCCAUCAGCAGCUUCAGGCGCUUAAUGGACAGGAGUGUCCACUGGGUAUUCGUCAUUUUGCCUUGUUGAAGAUUGUGGGUACUGGAUCGACAGCUUCAGGAACAGUGGAGUUUUUUCCAUUGAAUGGGAAAAGUCAACCCGAGAAGGAGACACUUUCACAGGAUGUGGUGGAGAGUCUCAGAAAUCAGCUGAAGAUAAACCGUGACUACUUCAGCAUGCUGGUGGUGGGUAAGGAUGGAGAUGUAAAGGCCUGGUUCCCAUCUCCAAUGUGGUCCCUGGGAAGCAUCUAUGACCUUGUGGACUCUAUGGAAUUGCGACAACAGGAACAGAAACUGCAACAAACUCUUGGAAUUCACUGUCCAGAUGAGAAUACUGCUACUUACCAUAGUUACACAGAAGAGACGGAGGACAGCUACUUGUACCACAGAUCUGAGGACUAAAAGUCAUCACAACAAAGACAUUAGACAUGCAUAUUGUGUACAUGGCAUGCAUUUGUCAACCCCAUAUCAUGUGAUGCAAAACUUUACCUCUAGGACAGCUAUCUUACCUGUUGUUUGCUGUGUCCUGUAAAAUUUCACUUCCCUGCACUUGGUUGCACAUGCUACGAUGCUUAAUUAUAGCUAAAAGACAUUGCGUGCAAUUCCUGUUUUUAAAAGCUGUUGACAUUAAAGGCUAGAUU
Messenger RNA from Sinocyclocheilus rhinocerous, 2875 nucleotides. Its product is annotated as coiled-coil domain-containing protein 80-like. The record is from RefSeq and is a predicted model, not a curated record. Gene Ontology annotation, biological process: positive regulation of cell-substrate adhesion; extracellular matrix organization. Gene Ontology annotation, cellular component: basement membrane. The transcript is spliced from 7 exons. NCBI's taxonomy places the organism in Eukaryota, Metazoa, Chordata, Actinopteri, Cypriniformes, Cyprinidae. Bases 519 to 2636 code for a protein of 705 amino acids.